AUGUCUACGGGUCGUUAUCCCACAAACUUGUCGAGUUGGCUCUACACCUCCACCAUCACCUCAUUGGCUGGCACUGAGCUUGGACUGGUCUUGAUCUCGACCCCUCGAUACACUGUGCUCUUUGUAUUGACUUGGUCUCGGUUUUGUGGUCUAGACUACAACACUGUUGGGAUGGCCUUACCAAAGGCACUAGGAUGCAUGGUUGUUCUUCUUGUUAUAGUCUACCAUGUGGAGAAGCACGGGUACAGAGAGUGUCUGAAUGUGUUCUUUGAGGAUGUGAUUGGUACGAACACAUCACACACUCUUGCCAGAGAAAAAAGACUGGUUUCCAUAAAUUCCACUGAGUAUGUACUCAAAGCUGUAAUCAGUAUCUCUGAUCUGGAUCGUCUGCAAGUGUUUGUGAACCGGCUCAGUGAACAACCUUUCCAGGUCACCAGCUCCUCUGUAAUUACCAGCAUUAACGCCACAACAGUGUGUACACCAAAUAUGAAUGAAUACCAGUGCAGAUGUGAGGAUAACUAUGCUUGGUCAUUAAAUAACUGCAUUAGCCAUGGUGCCUGUGAUGCUAUCACUGGUGAAACAUGUGGAUGCAUAAAUGUCCCUCCAACUGCAACUGAAGAUCAGUCCUGUCAGCUACAAACCAGUCAAACAGAGACAUCCACACCAACCCCAACACCUACACCACCCCCAACACCUACACCACCAAAUGAAUCCGUAGACAUUGAAGUUGUCCUGGAUCUGCGCAUCCCAGUCUCCAGUGUGCCUUCAGAUUUCAUUAAUCUAUUCAGGGUCAUUCUGACAAAUUUCCGAUUUCCACACACCAUCUCUGAUUCUUUAGAAGUCAGAUAUGUAAAUUUCACUACAGGUUGUUUUCCAAACUCCACUGGAGGAGUGCAGUGUCAGUGUGAGGAUCAAUUUGCUUGGUCAUGUGAGAAGUGUCUCACGUAUGGACCAUGCAGUAAUGCCACCAGUCGAACUUGUGGAUGCAUAAAUGGACUUCCUUCUGAUGGAGACUUCUGUGAGCCAAUCACAGAUGUCCUUCAAUGUCCAACACCGAGUCCUGGGAUGACAACAACACCAAUGACGACAACAACACAAAUGACGACAACAACACCAAUGACGACAACAACACCAAUGACGACAACAACUCCAAUGACGACAACAACUCCAAUGACAACAACAACACCAAUGACAACAACAACUCCAAUGACAACAACAACAACACCAGUGACAACAUGCAUCCACACCGAGGAAAAAAGCAAUCUGACAGUAGGACUAUUUAAAGAACUGGCAAAAAAAGAUUACCCAAUGAUAUUUGAGGGCCGAGAGAAUUUAGUGUUUGACCCACCUGAUGUAUUUUUUGGGGAACCAGUAACUGUGACAUGUGAACUACCACCAGAAGAUCUCAAUUUUGGUUCUGCAUGGAGUCAAGAGUGGAGACGUAACAAUGAGUUAAUUUCUGAAGAUGACCAACACAGUUUUUCAAAGGAUAGAACACCAAAACUAACUAUAAAACGUUUUUUUAUCACUGACAAUGGAAAAUAUGAAUGCAGGCUGAUAAAAAGCGAUAAAACUAUUUUCAGACGGACAUCCAAAGGACCAUUUAGCCUCAAACCUACACCCUUAAUUCAAGUGACACCAGUCAAUAAGAAUGUUGAAUGUGGCGGAGAGCCAGAGGUACUGAAGUGCACUGUCAACAGCCCUUAUAUAGUUGAGUUUAAAGAAAUUCGUUCAGCUGAAUUUGAUUGUAAAGAUAGCGAGUAUGGUCCUGGAAAUGAAGGAGACAGGGCAAAAGGUCCCUGCAAAAUAGACGAGGUGGGAGAAAAGGAAGCAGUUUGUCGCAGUGGUAAAUGGGAGACUGUGAAACCAGAAAACUGUGUCCUACAACCUCUUCAGGAUCUUCUCGCGCAGUCUGAGUUAGUGACUAAUAAUUCACUGCCAGGAUUCUUGGAAGAACUCAGUGAUGUCACUACAAAUAACUCUGGCAAAAUAGUUGAAUCUGCUGCAAACAUUAAUGCCAUCGUGGACAUACUCAGCAAUUUAGCCAACCUGAGUAAUAACCUUUCAAUAACUGAAAAUUCAAUGAGGAAUAUCCUUCAGACUGCAAGCGUCCUCACUGGGAAUGAAACAAAGGAUCAAUGGAACCUUCUAAACCAAAAUGCCAGCAAAAACAGUAACAGCUCCACAGUUAAAAGUGUCAGCUCAGCAUUUUUAGAGUCACUUGAAAAUUUCUCAGGCAGUCUUACUGAAGAUUCUUUUAACAUUAUCACGCCUUUAAUUCUCCUGAACAAAACUACAUUCAUGGACACUUUCAGUGCCGACAUUGAAUUCGGAAAUUCUACAGUGGUGACAAACAUACCAGAGUCUGAUGGAAAAAUUAAAUCCAUAACUGUGGUAACAUUUGCCUCCAUGGAUAAUGUACUCCCUGCAAGAAAUGAAUUCAAUUCAUCAAGCACCAUCAUCAAUGGGAGAGUUGUACUUGUUCGGUCCAGUGGCACCAUCAAUAAUAUUUCAUUCACAUUUGAUAUUUUAAACGAUACUCUGGACGACCCUCAGUGUGUUUUCUGGAACUUUAGCCUCUUUGACGGUGCAGGGGGAUGGGACAGCAAUGGCUGCGAGUUGGUACAUGAAAACAAAACCGUCACCUGCAACUGCAACCACCUGACCUCAUACUCUAUGCUCAUGUCACCCAAAGGUAUAGAUGACCCUGUGGCAAGGUAUAUCACCUACGCUGGAGUUGCCAUAUCCAUGGCUUCCUUGGUCAUAUGCCUUAUAAUUGAAGCCGUCAUAUGGAGAAAAAUAAGAAAGAACAACACGUCUUACUUGCGACAUGUUUCUAUUGUUAACAUCGCUGUGUCCCUCCUGAUUGCAAACAUUUGGUUUAUUAUUGGGGCAGCAAUUUCUGAAGAAAAAAAUGACGUAAAAGCAUGCAAUACGGCUACAUUUUUUAUCCAUUUGUUCUACCUAGCCCUGUUCUUCUGGAUGUUAGCCUCAGCUCUGCUGUUGCUCUACCGCACAGUCAGUGUCUUCGACAUGGGAUUGUCUAAAAAGUCUAUGGUGGCCAUUGGAUUCAGUCUCGGCUACGGGGCACCUCUGAUAAUCGCAGUUAUAACUAUAGCUGUAACUGCACCCAAUAAAGAGUACAUCCAAGACAACGAUGUCUGCUGGCUCAGGUGGGACCCGUCAUACGCUCUCCUGGCCUUUGUGAUCCCAGCGCUGGUAAUUGUGGCAAUAAACCUUGUGAUCCUGUUGGUGGUGAUAUACAAAAUGUUGAGGAGAAGGGCAGUAGGAGACGCUGCACAAGCCGCUGAGAGGCACGUUCUGGUGGUCAUUGUCAGAAGUUUGGCUGUGCUCACACCAGUUUUUGGAUUAACUUGGCUUCUGGGACUCGGAAUCAUGGUAGAACCAAAAAAUAGAGGACUUCAUAUUUCAUUUGCAUUCUUCAAUUCACUGCAGGGUUUCUUCAUAUUGGUGUUUGGAGUUCUGUUGGACAAAAAGGUGCGGUCUGAAAUCUCAGUAGUUUCACAAAGUUCCAGAAGUGGGACAAGGAGCACCAGUGCUGGAAACUCCUCAUCAAGUGGAUUGGGCUUUUUCCGGAACUGGAGAAGAGGAAGAGAUGGUUACAAUGUGUCAUCUAGUGCAUCUCAGUCCCUCAACACUUGAUGAUCCUUGCAGAAAGCUCUGAGCAGUCACAAUGACCAAGCAAAGCAUCUGUUUCACAAAAGUUUCUUUUUUUUCUUUAUUAUAGCCAUGACAAGUUGAAGAUAUGAAGGCCAAAUUAUUUAUUAGU
This is a messenger RNA of Centropristis striata (black sea bass), 3790 nucleotides long. RefSeq lists its product as uncharacterized. Gene Ontology annotation, molecular function: G protein-coupled receptor activity. The transcript has 22 exons. Gene Ontology annotation, biological process: cell surface receptor signaling pathway; G protein-coupled receptor signaling pathway. The coding region runs from base 1 to 3663 and encodes 1220 amino acids. NCBI's taxonomy places the organism in Eukaryota, Metazoa, Chordata, Actinopteri, Perciformes, Serranidae. Gene Ontology annotation, cellular component: membrane. The record is from RefSeq and is a predicted model, not a curated record.